UGUAUAAUAAAAAGGGCAGAAAGGGACAAGAUCCCCGAAAGGCGUGCCAGUGUGCCAGCGUCAGUUUCAGAAGGUUUUCACCAUUGGAGAAGAAGAAGGGAGGUAUCAUCAUCAUGUAUCCGAGGCUGAUACACCCACAUGAAGCAGGGCUUGUUGGACAAGAAGAUGUUCAAGUUGGUGGCGCCUCCAAUCUCACACACAAGGGAGACCCAUGUCUUGUUCUCACUGCUGAUCCAAAACCAAGACUUCGUUGGACUCAGGACCUCCAUGAACGCUUUGUUGAUGCUGUCACUCAGCUCGGAGGUGCUAGUAAAGCUACGCCAAAAGCAAUCAUGCGGACCAUGAAUGUCAAGGGUUUGACUCUAUUUCAUUUGAAGAGUCAUCUUCAGAAAUAUAGACUUGGUAAGCAAUCAGGGAAAGAUAUGGGUGAGGGAUGCAAAGAUGGAUUGUCGGGUUCAUACUUAGAAAGCCCUGGUACUGACAACUCUUCUCCAAAGUUGCCAACUUCCGAUACCAAUGAGGGUUUUGAAAUCAAGGAAGCCUUAAGAGCACAAAUGGAAGUGCAAAGUAAACUACAUUUGCAAGUAGAGGCAGAGAAGCAUUUGCAAAUUCGCCAAGACGCAGAGCAAAGGUACAUGGUCAUGCUUGAAAGAGCUUGUAAGAUGCUAGCUGAUCAAUUCAUUGGCGCUACCGUCAUAGACACCGACAACCAAAAGUUUCAAGGAGUCGGGAGCAAGACCCCAAGAGGUCCCAUGGUUGAUCCUCUUGGUUUUUUCUCCAUGCCAUCUACUGAAGUGGCGGGAGUCAAUGUCCCGGAAGAGGAACUACCUCAUAGCCUCCCGCCACAGAGGGCCGACUGUUCGACUGAAAGUUGUCUAACCUCACAUGAGACUACCGGGGGAUUGAUUUUAGAAGGAUCACCCGGUGAGGGGAAAAGGAGGCUGCUAGGCAUGGACUCUAUGGCAGCACCUUUGAUCUGGACUGAAGCUAAGAUGAGAACUCAAGCCAUCAAUGUAGCCCAAGGUAACCCUCAUGGAAUAACUAGGUAUGCCGGCAUGUAGGGAUGGAAGGUCAAGUCGAUGGUUCAUCCGGUUCAUCCUGCGAUAAUCCAAAGAUACCUUUUCAGGCCUUCAUUCCUUUCUCUAGGAUAGGUAUUUGAACUCUGACCUGUUCUUUUCUAAUUAGUGGGAACAGAUGUGGAAUCACCUUAUUCCAUUUUGUAAAUUCAAACUUCCCUAUGGCUUUAAGCAUUGUGAAAAGCUAGCAUUGACUGUACAAUUAUUUCGAACAUGCCAAUUUCGCGCGGAUAAUGUGGAAAAGUGAAGUUGUAGAAAUCAGCUCAGGUACUUUUCUUUAAGCAGUUAUCUUGAAUCAUUGUCAA
Arachis stenosperma is the source of this 1381-nucleotide messenger RNA. Its product is annotated as protein PHR1-LIKE 2-like. The record is from RefSeq and is a predicted model, not a curated record. NCBI's taxonomy places the organism in Eukaryota, Viridiplantae, Streptophyta, Magnoliopsida, Fabales, Fabaceae. Gene Ontology annotation, molecular function: DNA binding; DNA-binding transcription factor activity. The coding region runs from base 114 to 1061 and encodes 315 amino acids. The transcript is spliced from 7 exons.